Molecule: messenger RNA, 471 nt
Organism: Parnassius apollo (apollo)
Lineage: Eukaryota; Metazoa; Arthropoda; Insecta; Lepidoptera; Papilionidae
Source: the annotation of a GenBank genome assembly
AUGGACAAAGAAAAUAUAUCAGCCUUGCCUAAAAAAUUAUUACUCAAGAAAAUUCAAGAAGUUGCAGUAAGCGAGAAUAAUAGAAUUCCACUAAAAACCAUUAAUAGCUUAUCAGGUUCGCCAGCUCGAUCUAGCACGGAACACGGUGAAGCAGUAUCAAAUAAGACUAGAAGUACAUAUGAAAUUGACUUAAAAUACGUUACUUUUAGACAAAGAAACGAAGACUUGGACUGGGACUAUAAAGUUAUUAAAGACGAAGCAAACAAUAAAGACUGUAGUAUAAUUUCUAUAAGUGACGAGGAAGAAAGUUUCAUUGAGAGUGACAAGAAAGAAUACAAUAAUUUUAAUGAAAAUAAACAGAAAAAUGGACUUGGUGAAACUAGUAGGGCGGCUACUCCAUUACAUAAAUCACCUCUUGAAUCGAAUAGGGUGAGGGAUAUAAAAAAAAAAUUUGAAAACACCGCACCGUAG